UUAUACUGCAUAUGUGUGCACCUGCUCACAUACAGACACAACAAUGCGAGGACAACGUAUGGAUAGACGUUUCUCUAGCUUUAAAUGUUAAAUUAGCAGCGGGAGUUAUAUAUAUAUAUCCGUCUCAGGUACUAAAACAAAGAAGUAAAGAAUGACGAAUGCCAUUUCACCGGCAAUCAUACGGCAAACGGCAAAGUAACUUACAGAAGAAAAAAAUGCAUUUGCCUCUAUAUUUAGGCUAUGCCAGAAACAUCACAGCGCGAUGCACUGCAUAAUACCCUGUAGUAAUUUAUUCGACUCCAAAUUGGUUGAUGACAUUUUCUUCACCCUCAAUCUUGCUCUAUUAUCGGGUUAAUCGCGCUGCGAUCGAUGCACGUGCAAAGUAAUUACGGCAAUUACGCGCCAAUUUCCAUUUCGAACGCAGUCCGCGCGGUAAUUUACCUAGCUGAUAGCGAUACUGUAAACAGCCGCUUUUUAACGUCUCUCCUCGAAGCGUUCUGACGCCGUACCCGAAGAGGACCUCAAGUUCCGCCGAAGCGUCUGGGAAGGCAGACUUUGUUUUUUUUAUGACGUAAUUUGCAGAAACUAGCGGAUGCGUUAGGGGUUUGAAGGUGUCCACUUUGGAAGUUUGCGCUCUGCCUCUGCGUGAACGUCAGUAUGUGUAUCUGGUGGUGCAAUCGAAAGCAGCGCAACUUCAAGGAGCAGGAGGGGCUCUUCUAUUAUUUGAUCCCCUUAAUUGCCAAUGUAAGUGAACUUUAAGCACCGGACACUAGCCGAGGAGGUCUUACCGUUCCCGUUGGACUAUAACCUCGAAUACUACUCGCAUCUGUUUUAACUGAGCCUGGAAGAAAAGGCUGCAGCUGUGUCACUUUUUUUUCCUUCUUAGAAGAGUCUCCGUGCAGUGUGCCACAUUCAACACGGAGUCAAUCUCACCUAAAACAUGUCCACCAAAUUGUUCUUCUACUUCUUACUUCUGUCAGUGUUUCGCGCGUGUUCUCAAACAGUCGCUUCUGAGGAUGAUGAGUACGACGAUGUUACUGUGAAUCAAAUGUUGGCCCCCAAAACCCACGAGACAGACGCAACGCAAAUACUAAACAACUUACUAAAGGAGUAUGACAAAAAGCUGCGGCCAGAUAUUGGAGUUAAACCGACAGUCAUUGAUGUUGAUAUCUUCGUAAAUAGUAUUGGACCCGUGUCAUCAAUAAAUAUGGAGUACCAGAUUGACAUAAUAUUUGCGCAGACGUGGACAGACAGCCGACUCAGAUAUAACAGCACUAUGAAAAUAUUGACUUUGAACAGUAAUAUGGUUGGACUCAUUUGGCUACCAGACACUAUCUUCAGAAAUUCCAAGAACGCAGAUUCUCAUUGGAUUACUACACCAAAUCAGCUCCUUAGAAUAUGGAAUGAUGGGAAAAUACUUUACACUCUGAGAUUGACUAUAAAUGCAGAAUGCCAGCUUCAACUGCAUAACUUUCCAAUGGAUGAACACUCCUGCCCCCUCAUCUUCUCCAGCUAUGGAUACCCACGAGAUGAAAUGAUUUACAAGUGGAGAAAAAAUUCGGUGCAGGCGGCGGAUCAGAAAUCAUGGAGACUUUACCAGUUUGAUUUCAUGGGUCUGAGAAACACCACAGAUAUAAUCAAGACAACUGCAGGUGACUAUGUGGUGAUGACUGUAUAUUUCGACCUAAGCAGAAGAAUGGGAUAUUUCACAAUUCAGACUUACAUCCCCUGCAUACUUACUGUGGUUCUCUCUUGGGUCUCCUUUUGGAUCAAAAAAGAUGCAACUCCAGCCAGAACAGCACUAGGAAUAACAACGGUAUUAACCAUGACAACGCUCAGCACGGUGGCACGGACAUCACUACCCAGAGUCUCGUACGUCACGGCAAUGGACCUUUUCGUCACUGUCUGUUUCCUGUUUGUUUUUGCGGCUCUCAUGGAGUACGCCACACUCAAUUACUACUCCUACAGCGCCCGCAGUCGCAGACCAACCUGCAACAAGACGAAAAGAUCGAACUACUCAGUACUGGAUGUGGGUCCUCCUCCCACAGUUAUCACACUCAACAACUCCAUGUACUGGCAAGAGUUUGAUGAUGCCUGUGUUUAUGAGUGCCUGGAUGGAAAAGACUGCCAGAGUUUCUUCUGCUGCUACGAAGAGUGCAAAGACGGAGCGUGGCGAAAGGGCCGUGUGCAUAUAGACAUUUUGGAACUCGAUGCAUACUCUCGUGUCUUCUUUCCCACCUCUUUCCUAUUGUUCAAUGUUGUCUACUGGGUAGGCUACUUGUAUCUCUAGCGGUCCCUCAUGACACAAAGAACUUGACUUUUGGUUCUGUCAGAGCAGACACGAAGAACAGACUGAAGCAGGACUUUUCAAGGUAGGGUACAAAUAAAAGCGGAUACCGGUUAUCAGAGUUGAGCUGUGGUGAUUCAAGGACUUCUCCAGUAGAAGACAAAAAUGAAAAAUGAGACAAUGCUACAGGAACCGAAAGCUACAGCAGAUACAUCAAAACCCUUAAAACCAGGCUGUUUUUAUAUGGUCAGGAAGGAUAUUACCACAAGCUCUUUUAAGUGGUUGCAAUUCUCUGGCAGAGACCUUUGCCUUUUGUUCUUCAGGUACCAGGGAAAAAAAAAAUCAACGUUCCUCUCACACAAUCUCGUCUUUUUAUGGGUGAGAGAGCAGCUGUAAGAAGUCAAGGUGCGAAAAAUCCUUAGGCCAAGACAGUGUGAGAAAAAAAAGCCUUGCAUAGCAUGUGACCCUCUGACUUUUGGUGUCUCUUACAAUCCUGGUAGAUCGUUCACUUGAAUGGAAACCUGUCAUCUAGCCAUCAGUCAAAACCAGAGCGGCUUUCAUGUAAGCGCAGCUUUCUGAGCCAUCUAUAGUGCCUUCCACUGGAGGAGAAGCCAUCAGGCAGAGAAAUCUUAGAAAUGAUGGCAGGAGCAUCAUCUGGUCUUGACUGACUGCUGAUGGUUUUCUUUUGGAGUUUAUUCGAGCUUUAGUUAUAGUCAUUCAUUAUUUUGAUACAUUCAACAUGUCUAAACCCAGCAUCACUGCAUGUUAUAUGAUAGUAUUAAGCUCUACCCUGAAUCAGCACAAUAAUGACAAGAGAGUAGAUCCAUUUGGAAAUAUUUGGAAUAUUCAUUAGUAUGUAGACUGCAAAUGUUUGACUAUAUUUCUAGAUUUUUAUUGCAUAUUUUUUUCCACACAAAAGAGAGCUUCGUUAAAGAUUAAAUCAAUAUAUUAUAUAGUAGAUAAUAUUUUAUUUUCAAAUGUCUAAAAUCUAUUAGCAUCAAUCUGUUAGUUAAAAAAUGCAUGUAUAGAAUGGAUCUUAAGUUCCAUAGAUUCUCACCCUUCAGUCCAGCCAUGAGUUGGCACAAUAAUUGCUGUCCAUGUCUACACCCAAAGGAAAUCAAGGAAAGUGAGUGUCUCUGGAUCUUCAUGGAUACGUUUGUAUUAUUUACAGAUUUUAUGAUUUGCAUCUACAGCCCCAUCCUAUGAUAUGGCAAUACAUUUGACACAUGCAGGUUGGGUAUCACUGCAUAUACUGUAUAGGAUAGUUCAUUCAAAAAGUAAAAUUCUGUCACCCUUUAUUCACACUCAUACUGUACAGUAGAUUUUCCACUUGUGGAAUACAAAAGGAGUGGAAGAAUGUCAAGGCUGCGAUUUCUCAUACAAUGAAAUUGAGAGUGAGUAAAUACUGACAGAUUUUAUAUAUAUAUAUAUUUUUUUUUUGAGUGAAAUAUCCAUUUAGUAAUAAAAAGAAGUGUCAGAGUAACAAUCAGUAACACUUUACAAAUGGUUAACAUUAAUUAAUGCAUUAGGUAUCUUUGAAUGAAUCACAUUUUUACAGCAUUAUGAUAGACCUAUCGUGAUAUCCUAUGCAUUAGCCCAUGUUAGUGAAUUGAAAGUGUUACCAAACAAUCUUCAGCACACUGCAGUAAGAAACCCUACAUGAUCACUGUGCUCAUUACCGAACUGUAAUUCACAAUAAGAGUUGUUACUGUGUUGCCUUAGGGUCACCUGCACAGAGAUACUGUGAGAUGAUCCAUUAGAGAAAGACAAAUGGAUUAAUAUAAGGUAUCUACUUCAAAUUAUAGUCAUUACCAAAGGAUUCACACUAGCUGAAAACAUUCUGAAACAAUUCUUCUUUUUUUCCCCAAACUAUGAUGAAUUAUUUUGUAGUCAUGAUCUUCAUUAUCACUAUCGUCUCAUGGGUAAUAUGUUAAUGCGUGAUGCACAUCAAGGCAAUAUUAUUGUUAUUUUCUUCCUCAAUGAUUGUAGCAUUUUUAUUUUUUUAAUUGAAUUUUUCCAUCUGAUACCACUGUGGUGGGCUGUGAGUUCUACCAUUCUGGCACCAGCUUCAGCUCUAAUACAUCUGACCUACAGAAGGUAUCAACAUUUAAUCAAUCAAGUCAUUUUGCACCUGUCAGUGUGUGCUCUCUGUGACUUUCAUCUUUGAAGUCACGUUUGUAUUCGAUUUCAUCUUUUACAGGUUCUCGUUUUAGUUUGUGCCAAACAUCUAUGUAAGGUAAUCUUUUUAAGGAUUGUCUCGGAGUCUGUUAAUGACGUUCUGAUUAACCAGAAAUGUGCUGUGAAUUGCUGCCAAGCCAAUUCUCCUCUUGCAUUUCAUGACGCUAUAGUGAUUUUUUUUGUUGUGGCUUCUAGAAGGUGUCAAUCCACUAUUGACCUGUUUCGCGAUUCUGUUUGAUGCUAAUCUUUGAGUGCUUCAACAUGUUGUUAUUGCAGCUGUUAAUUCAGUUUGACGUACAAUAAUUAUUAGCUGUUCAUUUAUAGUGGUGCUAGAGCUUCAAACUGACCAUCGUUCGAGUUGUUUUUGCUCUUCACUCCCAAGGAAUCAGACAAAUCCGACUUUUCCAAAAAGUCAUGUUAGUUACCUAAAGCCAUAUGCUGGAAUUAAAUCCAAUUAUACUGCUUUUUAUAGUGGCCUAAUAAUGACAUUAAUUCCAAUGACGAAGUACUCUGAGGAAGGAAAUAGAAAAUCUUGUGCAUUAGCCCUUGAUGUAUUUCAAGAUUAUUUGGUCACUUUUUGUCACUGGAUAUCAUUCUUCACCAUUCAAGCCAGGGGGUCUUUUCAGCGCAACAAAUAUAAUGUUUAGUUGUUGCUGUUUUUUGCAGCACAACAAGAAAAUGAUUUACACAUUCAAGUGACCUUUAAGAGGGUGGAUAUGCUAUCCUUAAUGAUAUAUAACAUGCAUUCACUGAACACUCAGUACUCUAUAGCAUCCUUCCCACAGUCCAGCCACUGAGCAGACCAGAUAAAUCUGGUUCAAAAUCAGUCAUCGUUUAUUUUGACUUUCUUUCACAUGCUUGGAAUUUACAUAGAAUUAAUAAAACCUUCAAACUGCAGGUCAACUGUUAAAGGCCGAAUGCCAAAGAAAUCUCAUUCACUGAUCUACUAUGAAGAUGGCUCCCCCACAGUAAUAUCAUUUAUUUUUCUCAGUAAAGGCUGUUGGGAUUUGUUUGUGUAUUACAGUACAGUAAAUUACACCAUCAUUCCUAGAAAUGUCUAAAACCUUUUUUUUUUUUUCAAGUGUUAAGAUUAGUAGCAAUCUUUAAAUACAUCAAUGUCAGUGGCCUGUACUAUUUCUGGGAAUCGUCUUAAAAUAUAACCACUGUACUGAUAGUGAUAAUGAUAUUAAUCAUAAUAAAAACUCUUUUCUUUAUUGCCCCAGUCACACAUACACACAUUGUGCACCUCUUUUUCACACGAACACACAACCUUUCAUUGUAGAUUAUGGCUUUGUGUUUACAAUGACAAUUCGGUGUGUAUUUCUCAUGUUUCUAUGGUUUGUAAGUGCUCACAAUGUGCAGUGUUGUCAGUGGGGUUGUCAUAUGGAUUUGGUAAUAGAGGGUUUCUGUGAGUUUUUGGCCUGUCUAUGAACUCAUUUCUAUUUCUCGUGCUAUUUUCAUAUAUGUAGUUCUUUUUAUAAUUGAAUUGUAAAGUGCAGAGGUGAAUCAGAAGAUGUGAAAUAAAACUGUUUUCUUUUUUCCCA
This is a messenger RNA of Puntigrus tetrazona (Sumatra barb), 6009 nucleotides long. RefSeq names its product gamma-aminobutyric acid receptor subunit gamma-3. NCBI's taxonomy places the organism in Eukaryota, Metazoa, Chordata, Actinopteri, Cypriniformes, Cyprinidae. The record is from RefSeq and is a predicted model, not a curated record. The transcript is spliced from 9 exons. Gene Ontology annotation, molecular function: inhibitory extracellular ligand-gated monoatomic ion channel activity; benzodiazepine receptor activity; GABA-gated chloride ion channel activity. Gene Ontology annotation, biological process: gamma-aminobutyric acid signaling pathway; synaptic transmission, GABAergic; regulation of postsynaptic membrane potential. Gene Ontology annotation, cellular component: GABA-A receptor complex; postsynapse; neuron projection. The coding region runs from base 941 to 2290 and encodes 449 amino acids.